Mycotypha africana is the source of this 1623-nucleotide messenger RNA. Its product is annotated as major facilitator superfamily domain-containing protein. Gene Ontology annotation, biological process: transmembrane transport. The transcript has 9 exons. The record is from RefSeq and is a predicted model, not a curated record. Gene Ontology annotation, molecular function: transmembrane transporter activity. Bases 1 to 1623 code for a protein of 540 amino acids. NCBI's taxonomy places the organism in Eukaryota, Fungi, Mucoromycota, Mucoromycetes, Mucorales, Mycotyphaceae.
AUGGCAGCUAUUAUAAGACCAGGUAAUAACUCGCUGGCGACUCCCAAGAGAACAGUUGUGGAUUUAAGCUUUGAAGAAACGAUAACGCGGGAAUGUGAAAGAGCUCAGAACUCUUCACUUAAAAAUCAUUAUGUAACCAAGGACAACAAAAACAAUCACAGUAGUAGAAUGAGCGACGAAGAGAGAGCUGAUAUGGAAGACGGAACCCCAACCCCAUUACCUAAAAUGCAAUUGUUUUUGAUUUCUAUUGUCAUGCUUUGCGAACCCAUCACAAGUUCGAUAUUGUUUCCUUUUAUCUACUUUAUGCUGAAAGAUUUUCAUUUAUCAGACGAUGAAAAGGAAAUAGGAUACUAUGCAGGAUGGAUUGCAUCUAUGUUUUUUGUAGCCCAAUUCUUCACGGCUGUCCAAUGGGGAAGAAUAUCUGAUAAAUACGGCAAGCGACCAGUGAUUCUUAUUGGUCUUCUAGGCAAUGCCGUAUCAUCAUGCUUAUUUGGAUUAAGCAAGAAUUUAUAUUGGGCUAUUGCUUCUCGUACCCUGUGUGGUAUGAUGAACGGCAACACAGGGGUAGCAAGAACUGUUGUUAGCGAAAUUACGGAUAACACCAACAAAGCUCGAGCUUUCUCGCUAUUUGGUUUGAAUUGGGGCGUUGGCAUGAUUAGUCCUGCGCUGGGCGGCUAUCUUUUGCGUCCAGCAGAUAACUACCCUGGUGUUUUCGGCCAUUGGCAAUUCUUCAUUAAUUACCCUUAUUUUUUACCUUGUUUCGUAGCUGGUCUUUUUUCCCUGAUAACUUUUACCAUCAGUUAUUUUUUUCUGGAAGAGACUGGCCCCAUUAUCAAAAAAGAAAAUCCGUCGGAUAGCGACAAUGAGGCAACGCCCCUUUUGAAGAAUAGUAAAAGUCCUGUAGGCGUAAGAAUCGGCCUAGAUAAUAAAAAGGCUUCAGCAAGUGCAUCUGGAUUUGGUUCUUUGCGCGCUAUACCUAGGACAGCAAUCUAUGUUAUUAUAGGUUCAGCUAUGUAUUCAACGCAAUCCAUGAUUUUCAAUGAAGCAUUACCACUCUACUCAACCGCGCCUCCAUAUGCUGGCGGUUUGGGUCUGACAUCUCGUGAACUAGCCAAUAUGCUGACGUUCUUUGGGCUUUUUCAAAUAUUUUUUCAAUUUGCCAUAUACCCUGCAUUAACCGCACGUUUCAAUACAGUCGUUCUGUGUCGAAUAGCUUACGUCGGAUUCAUUAUAGCGUACAUACUGCUCCCUGAACUCACCUUGCUGAAGUUAUCCAUACUUCUACAGCAACAAGUAGAAGGGUUUCAAGCGCCAUGGGUUUUGACACUUUGUUACGGAUUCCUAUUACUGAUUCGAUUCACAGCAGCGACAAUCGUCGUCACAGGAUUUACAAUCAUGGUUUAUAUUUUUAGUGUCAAUGUGGCAGUAGUGUCCCUAUCAAGAGCUUUCGGACCUACGUUUGGAGGCAGCGUUUGGUCCUUCUCGUUAAAAGAAGGAAAUAUAUACCCAUUUGACCACCACUUACUCUUUUACAUUAUGAUUUGUAUGAUUUUCGUCGAUUUGAUUCAGACAUAUUUCCUUCCUGAACACAUAGCCUUGGGAGGCCGAAAACGAAGAGCAUGA